CUGUAAAGGGAACAUUGAAUGUGCUCAAAGCAUCUGCUCAAGGGAAGGUUAAGCAAGUAGCCGGUGUGUCCUCUGUUGUUGCAUUGUACUGUGAUGCAGUAGCUCUAGUGCAGGACAAAACAGAUGCAGAAGCAGCCUCAAGAAAAUUAACACAAGAAGCUCAUGCACAAGGUCCAACUCAAAAAAUGGAAUGA
This is a messenger RNA of Dovyalis caffra, 194 nucleotides long. Lineage: Eukaryota; Viridiplantae; Streptophyta; Magnoliopsida; Malpighiales; Salicaceae. The record is from the annotation of a GenBank genome assembly.